This is a messenger RNA of Triticum dicoccoides, 1223 nucleotides long. Its product is annotated as protein tesmin/TSO1-like CXC 2. The coding region runs from base 260 to 1048 and encodes 262 amino acids. The record is from RefSeq and is a predicted model, not a curated record. Lineage: Eukaryota; Viridiplantae; Streptophyta; Magnoliopsida; Poales; Poaceae. Gene Ontology annotation, biological process: regulation of DNA-templated transcription. Gene Ontology annotation, cellular component: nucleus. The transcript is spliced from 6 exons.
GAACCGCCGCCGGGUGCAGUACGCCGACCAACUCCACUCAGCUCUCUGGUCUUCAAGCGCUGGACACACACGCACGCCGCCGAGCUCCUCCUGCCGGUGCCAGACAAAAAUCCAUAUCGCGUUAUCGUUGCCGAGAUCUGACCGAUCCAAGUUGUAUUGUGUAGGACAUCUUUGUUCCUCGGAGACUCCGUAAAUCAGACUCGAACAGAUCUGCCUCCUACCCCGUCUUCUCCCAUCCGACCCUUCUUCCUUGGCCGCCAUGGACGAUUUGCCGCACUGCACCUGCGAGAAGACCCAGUGCCUCCAGCGCUACUGCCAUUGCUUCGAGGCCUCGGUGUUCUGCGACGAGGGGUGCUCCUGCCAGGGUUGCCGCAACACAGAGGACAACUCCGAUGAGGUGGAUGAGCGCGCAGAGUGCAUCAUGAAGAAGAAACCCGACGCCUUCAAGCCCAAGAUCAUCGCCGGCGAUGGGCCUGGGCUGCAACAGCAGCAGCAGCAAGCAGCAGGGGUGCACGUCAAGGGAUGCAACUGCCGCAAUUCUGAAUGCAAGAAGCUCUACUGCGAGUGCUUCAAGCACGGCGUCGGGUGCAGCGACAAGUGCCAGUGCACAGGGUGCGGCAACACCUUCGGAGUGAAAGGCGCGGCUCAACAAGCACAUAGUGACAGUCCUGAAGGAACAUCUGGCGGCUCCGGUGAAACACUUGCCCGUUCGAAUGGAUCGUCCGCAAUCAUCAACGACUACAUGGCUUCUCAGUUGACAGAAAUAAGAAUCAUGGAUGAUAUCCACAUCCCCGGCAAAUUGAGUCACAUGGAUGUUGAUCUUGGUCCACCAACUCAAGACCUGGGUGACGGCGGCCUCGAGGACAUCAUCUUCUAUUCAUACUUUCAGCAGAUUAUUGAUCCCCAAGCACAUCAGGGGUUGGCGCAGCAGGCUGAUGCAUCGCUGAGCAAUGACACAAACUCCCUACUAGAGCAGGGCCCUUCAAAAACUGACACUUGUGAUCUUCUCCACCAUGGUAGCCAGAUCAACAAACUCGGUGGAAUUUGAUCUUGAUGAAGCUGAUGAUCAACUUAAAACCAUACUCCACUUGAGUAUUGUGAUGCUGAUACAUACAUCUCGCCUAGUUUGAGAUUUGCUCAGUGUAGUUUAUUAUCUUCCAAAUAGCCGCAAAUAAUUUCCCUGAGAAUUUUAUGAAUCCGUAAUUAGUACAUAUAUGGUUAUU